Monodelphis domestica (gray short-tailed opossum) is the source of this 4127-nucleotide messenger RNA. It is a transcript of the gene TCP11L2, whose product is annotated as t-complex 11 like 2. Lineage: Eukaryota; Metazoa; Chordata; Mammalia; Didelphimorphia; Didelphidae. Gene Ontology annotation, biological process: signal transduction. The record is from RefSeq and is a predicted model, not a curated record.
UGCGGGCGGGCUGGCCGGCUGGCUAUCGGCGGAGUGGAACCGAGCCGAGCGGAGCCGAACCGGGCAGGACGGGACUGGACGUGAGGACGGGACUGGACGUGAGGACGAGCUUCGUCUGCCUCUACCCACGCCCGGCUCGGUCUCUCCGUUUACCCUAACGCGGGUGAAACAAAAUGCCCUUCAAUGACGAGAAGCGCUCUGUGAACGAUGACCAGACAAGCGACUCGGACUCCUCUCGGAUGUCUGAAAGCACAGUGUCCCUCAGUGACUACGAGUGUUCGCGGCAGAGUUUCACGAGCGACUCCUCAAGCAAAUCCAGUUCUCCAGCUUCAACAAGCCCGCCCCGAGUGGUGACAUUUGAUGAAGUGAUGGCAGCUGCAAGGAAUAUCUCUAAUAUGACUCUUGCCCACGAGAUCGCCAUAAAUGAGAAUUUUCACGUCAAACAGGGAGCCCUGCCUGAGAACAGCCUGGCAGGGCGAGUGAAGCAUAUCGUUCACCAGGCUUUCUGGGACCACUUGGAGGCAGAGCUCAGUGAGGAGCCUCCUGAGUAUGGACAUGCCAUCAAACUUUUUGAAGAAAUAAGAGAGACUCUCCUCUCUUUCCUAACUCCUGGUGGAAACCGACUCCGAACCCAGAUCAGUGAAGUUCUGGAUACCGACCUCAUUAGGCAGCAAGCUGAGCACAACGCCGUGGACAUUCAGGGCCUGGCCAGCUAUGUCAUCAGUACCAUGGGCAAGCUGUGCGCUCCGGUCCGGGAUGAUGACAUCAAGGAACUCAAGGCCACUGGCAAUAUUGUGGAACUGUUGAGACAAAUAUUCCACGUGCUGGACCUCAUGAAGAUUGACAUGGUCAAUUUUACCAUCAAGAGCCUUCGACCCCAUCUUCAGCGCCAGUUGGUGGACUAUGAAAGGACAAAAUUCCAGGAAAUCUUAGAAGAAACCCCAAGUGCUCUGGAUGUCACAAAGGAAUGGAUAAAGGAAUCCGUCAAUGAAGAAUUAUUUUCUCUUUCGGAAAAUGCUUCCUUGCCAGGGGCUGAGAGUAGCUCCAGACCCAGCCUGAGCCCAACCGUGGUGCUGAACAACAGUUACUUGAAGCUGCUGCAAUGGGAUUAUCAGAAAAGGGAAUUCCCUGAGACACUAAUGACAGAUGGAACUCGUCUUCAAGAACUGACAGAAAGACUGAAUCAGUUGAAGGUUAUCGCCUGCCUGUCACUAAUCACCAACAACAUGGUGGGUGCUUUGAUAGAAGGCUUACCUGAGCUUGCAGACCGAUUGAAAAGGAUUUCCACUGUCCUGCUCGAAGGAAUGAACAAAGAGACAUUUAACCUCAAGGAGGCCUUGAAUUCCAUAGGCCUCCAGACGUGUGUGGAAGUCAACAAGUCACUGGCAGAGAGAGGCCUGCCGGCGCUCAGCCCCGAGAUUCAGGCCAAUCUCCUGGGUCAGCUCUCCAGCAUCUCGGAGGGCAACCCUAUCUGCUCCCUGAUCGAUAAACGAAUCCAUCUGUAUAUGAAGAGUCUCCUCAAUGUCCCAAGCCUUCAGAAAUGCAUGCCCCCCGUGCCCGGAGGCCUCACCAUCAUCCAGCCCGAGCUGGAGACUCUGGGCUCUCAGUAUGCAAACAUUGUAAACCUUAACAAACAAGUGUACGGACCCUUUUAUGCAAAUAUUCUCCGAAAACUCCUUUUCAUUGAGGAAGGAGGCAGAACAGCAGACACGGAUCCUCCCAGGAACUAGCAGUGAGCUGGCAUCAGAAGGAGGAGUGGCCACUUGAGACCAUCCCAGCCUGCCUGUCCAGGUUCUUUCCCUGAAUCUGUAUUACAAGGACUACGGCAUAUUCCCUGUUCCCCACCCCCCACCUCCCAUCUGUUUUUCAAGGUUACCUGGGAUCUGUGUGACUCCUUUCCUGUUAGUUACAGGACUCGACCUGUGGCACCGCUGGCCCACACAUUCUAUCCCUCUGAAAACUUAGUAGAAGGAAACCAUGGUGGUUUUUUGUUUUGUUUUUUGUUUUUAAGAGACUUCCGAAGGAAAAGAAACAUUUUAUAUAAUGGAUUAUAUCCCCUGUAUGUGAUAUUUUUGUUAAGGUUUCCUUGAUCCUGCGAUCCUAAUAGCAUUAACUAAUGAAUUCUUACCAGUCGAGGUGUUAUUGCUCCUAACUUGUCCCUUACCGAAUCUAAAUUUCGUUUUGGUACAACUUGUGAUGAGCGGGUUGUGGAUCAGGGAGUGGUGAGGGCAGUCACUAAAGGGAUGAAGAAAUCCCUACUAUUAAACAGACUGGUAAAAUGACGUAGGUCAAUGCAAUAUGAAAUGUACAAUUUUUAUUGUUGCUCUGGAAAAGGAAGCGUACAUAGGAUUUCCCUCCGUCCCCAGGAUCUGAGCACUUACUUAGAAGGGUUUACAUGACAAGAACCAAAUCACUUGUUACGUUGCCAGACUUCAGUAUUUGUAUUUGAUUUGAAAUCUUUGAAAGCCAUGUUGUCUUGAUGUUAUAGAAAACCUACUAGGGUGUAGCAGCUUGUUAGAAACCAAUCACUUCAAAGAAAUUUUAUAUUGAAGGUUGCAUUUUCUCUACAUGGAACUGGUAGGAAAAUCUGCAAGGAGGCAACCUUCUUUGGGGUCCAAACCUCUGGCCCAGAGGCUCCUUGUAGAUCUCAGCCAAUCAGAUAAAGGACUAGAAGAGAUGUUGCCUUUUAAAGGUAGCCUUGGAUGAUAGGAAAUUUGGUUUGCUUGGGAGAGAAAAAGGAUCUGUAUAAUCCCAGGUGAGGAUCUGGGAUAUUGCCAACAAGCAAACCUUGGUGGUUGUUGAUUUUUGUUUUUUAAGUGAUUUUUACAUCUGGAAAGAGAAAAAAAAAUUAAUUUGAGCUUCUAUAUCAUUUAACCUUGAUGUCUGCUAAUCUAUUUUGUGCCUCUGUUAUUUGUAUCCUUAAGCAUUCAGAAUACUUUAAGAAGCUGGGCCCUCAUGGACCUUUGAUUUUGAAAGACAACUGUACGUACCAGAAUUCUUCACUGAGACUCAGAGAAUGCACCAGCAUUAGGAUGGGCCUCCUGGGGGAACUGCACCUCUUUUACAAAACUAUUUCUCAAAGGGUGAUUGUCUUGGACUCCACUGGGCACAGUUAACUUGAGUGAAUAUAUGUACUUAUUUGUAACUUAGGAGUUCUUUGUGAGAAAGGAGGCUUACCUAGUUAAUGUUACUUUCCCACUUCUCAAGUCUCUUUUCUGUUUAUCCUUGCUACUACCACCACUGUUGCCCUCUUCCCCCCCCCCCAAAAAAAAAACCACCCCCUUUUAUUUGGGGAUAUGACUCCUUUAUAUUUUUAAGGUUAAAGAAAAUGAUAGGGCAAAUGUGAUAAUUGCUGAUCUUUUUAUGUCCAACUCUGAGAACAUUCAUUUAACUUGUUUUCUCCCUGAAUGACCAAUUAAAAUAUAUGCCAUCUCUAUAUGGACUGAUGCCUGAAUGGAACUCUCUUCAUGGGCACAGCAGGGUACCAUGCCACCAUUCUCUUCUUGGCACAGCUUCCAUUGAGUACGGUGCUAAAUCUAACUUGAUUUUUCUUGCAUUCUCUGUCCUGUUCUUUGCCCCCGUAUGAAGGGUUUAGAAGGGACAGAAUCCAGUGUCAUCUUUUCUCUUUUCCUGUAAGUGACCAGCCUGUUUAAAACAGGGAGAUAAAAGCAGAGCUUAUUUUUACCAUAAAGUUUGAAUCCAGUGUGAUUCUCUUGUGUAUUUAAUUUAUAUUGCAUGGAAAAAACAACUUAUAAACACUUUUUCAAAAAUUACAUUUAAAAUAAAGGGCAUUUUAUUUUUUAAAAAGUGGUGAAACAAAUCUGUUUCUGGAUUUAGGCAAUUGUAUUCACUGAGGUAUCUCAAUUCCUAUCAUCCUGGAUGCCAUUCAUUCUAAGGUUGCUUAAACGUUGGCUUCCAGGGUAGUUUCUUAACAAGGUCACAUUUUGCUAUGCAAGGUUUAUAAAAUGUAAAACUAAUAUUUUAAUGUAUUGUUUAAGUUGCACUUGUGAAAUUUUUGGCAAGAACUAGUUCCAUACAAGCUGGCAAUGUGUGUGUAUGUGUGUGUGGUGUGUGUGUGUGUGUGUGUGUUUUCAGUUAAAUAUUAAAGCAAUUGAUUAAAAAAUGAA